ACUAGCGACGCAACUCAAAUCCCUGUUUGUAAAUGUUCCGCCGGUUUUACUGGUUCUCGCUGUCAAUACGCUACAUACUAUUACAUCGCCAUGGCAAUCGUUCUCUUUAUCCUAUUCAUAUGUGCAGGGUUAGCCAUCAUUUCUUACAUUAGAAAACAGAGAAAGAAACGGGAAAAUGCGCUUCAAGAUGAGAUAAGACAAUUACACGAAGUGUGGCAAAUUGGCUGGGAAGAGUUGAAAACACAAGAAAGGAUUGGAGAAGGAGUAGCGGGUAGAGUAUGUAAAGCUCGCUACCGCGACAUCAUAGUUGCUGUCAAGAUACUGCGAGACGAACAUGAUCCGCGGAUGUUCUCAGUAUUUGCAAAGGAGAUAAAGUUUAUGCAAACAAUGCGACAUCCAAAUAUUGUACUAUUUAUAGGAGCGGGUAGAACGAGUGUUCAUGGACAGCCGUUUUUAGUUCUUGAAUACGCCAAACGUGGAUCAAUGCGGCAAGUAUUAGAUGACUCUAGCAUUGAGCUCUCGGACCAACGUAAGACUCAGUUUGCUCUAGAUGCUGCAAAAGGAAUGGAGUUUCUUCACAGUUUGUGCCCACCGAGAAUUCAUCGCGACUUGAAGAGUGAUAAUCUUUUAGUGAGUGAUACCUGGGUCGUGAAGGUCGCCGAUUUUGGUCUUGGAAAACCAUUCGAGGAACGCAGUCGCGUUCAGAGAUGGAUAAAUGUAAUUUUUAAUAAGAGGUCACUCACGGAGCCACUACUCGAAACAAGUGGAGCAUACAGUAAUGGCAUUGGUACAGCGAGAUGGCGCGCUCCCGAAGUCAUCCGACGCCAAACAAAGUAUGAUAGUUCUAUUGACGUGUACAGCUUUGGAAUUGUUUUGUGGGAAAUAUGGACUCGUCAACUUCCUUUCUUUCAGUACAAGUUUUUUCAUGACGUCGAUGAUGCUGUUGAACGAGGAGAACGUCCUCAACUUGCGCAAGACUGUCCCAACAAUUAUCUAAACGCAAUGCAAGCUUGCUGGUCAUCUGAUCCGCUUUCAAGACCUUCUUUCAAGGAAAUUGUCAAUAUCCUAGAUGACAUGCACAAAACUCUUUCUCAAUAAGCUAUGGUGACUUUAGCCUUUAUGCUUACUGUAGUAGCGGUAAAAUGACAAUGGUAGCUUACAUCAGGUGUUCGUCUCUAGAUAUAUCUAGAGAUACAUCUAUAGUUAUCUAGAAAUGCUUCGGUAGUCGAAUUUCUUUAGUCGAUUCUGUAGCUAACUUAAUUAGAUAUAUAGUGAAGCUGCGCUGACAACACUGGUAAGUGUAUCAAGACAAA
Corticium candelabrum is the source of this 1313-nucleotide messenger RNA. Its product is annotated as dual specificity protein kinase shkC-like. Gene Ontology annotation, cellular component: cytoplasm. Bases 91 to 1098 code for a protein of 335 amino acids. The record is from RefSeq and is a predicted model, not a curated record. Lineage: Eukaryota; Metazoa; Porifera; Homoscleromorpha; Homosclerophorida; Plakinidae. Gene Ontology annotation, biological process: signal transduction; protein phosphorylation. Gene Ontology annotation, molecular function: protein kinase activity; ATP binding. The transcript is spliced from 2 exons.